Molecule: messenger RNA, 718 nt
Organism: Arabidopsis arenosa
Lineage: Eukaryota; Viridiplantae; Streptophyta; Magnoliopsida; Brassicales; Brassicaceae
Source: the annotation of a GenBank genome assembly
AAAAGCCCAUUAGAAGUCUCUUCUUCUCUCUUUCAGAUCUCUCUCUUCUUCUUCUUCUUCUGCUCAAGCUAAGAACCAUCUCUGCCUCUUCUUCCACCUUCAGCAACCAAAGAUGAUGAACAGCUGUGGAAUCCAACAAAACGCUUUUGAAGAGAUGAAGAGAAACGCCGCCGUUUCUGAUCGGAGAGACGCCGUGAUUUGUCCUAAACCUCGUCGUGUUGGUGCUCUUAAUCACCACUCUUCUCGAUCUCUCCGUUGGCAACUCAAUCAUCAGAUGGAAUCAUGUGAAUCGAAUUCAAGAAGUGAGAUUUUGGAUUUCAUCCUCACAAAGGGUGGUGGUGGUGGUGAACAAGAUGAGACGAGGAGGGUGAUGACGCCGCCUCUGUUCUUCACAGGGUCACCACCAAGUAGAGUUUCUAACCCAUUAACAAAAGAUUCACUUUUUCGAGAAGAGCUUCUCGUGGUGGCUUCUCCGACUCCAUCGACUCCACGAGCAACCAAACCGCAGCCACCGUCUUCUCCAAGGAACGGCAGUUGUGUUAUGGCGGCGACGAGUUUCGGGAACAAUCCCGUGGUUCGUGUUGUGGGAUUCGAUUGUGACAGACGUAGCAGCAGCAACAGGAGCAUUUCGACUCUUGCAUAAAGAGUAGUCCAAUAUGCAUAUAUAUAUAACAGAGAGGGAAUUAUAAAGAACAACUAAGAAAGGUUUAGGAAUUGA